AUGUCAGGUUUAGGAACGUUUCCGCAGUGCGAUAGGUUUGAACAUGUUCAUGUUGAUAUAAUUGGGCCUUUACCCACUUCACCCGAAGGUUUUAGGUAUUGCCUAACCAUAGUUGAUAGAGGGACGCGAUGGCCAGAAUGUUUUCCUACGAGAGAUAUAACUGCUGAAACGAUUUCGCGUGUAAUAUAUGAAGGAUGGAUCUCUCGUUUUGGUUGUCCGAAAAAGCUGACAUGCGAUCAAGGACGCCAAUUCGAAAGUCAAUUAUUUGCUACACUAAUGAAGUUAUUAGGUAUUAAUAAGUUGCGUACGACACCUUACCACCCACAGAGUAACGGGACGGUAGAGCGUUGGCAUAGGUCGCAUAAAGCGGCAUUAACGGCUCGCUUAUGCAAUAUAUCAUCAUCUUGGGUUACGGAAUUACCAACUGUGUUGCUAGGACUUAGGACAGCAAUAAGAAGUGAUACCGGCAUAAGCGCAGCAGAAAUUACGUACGGAACAACUUUACGAUUACCAGGUGAUUAUUACGAUAAAAAAUCGAGUUUUGAAAUAGAUAGCAGUCUUGAGUAUGUAAGUAAAUUACGAGAUACUAUUAGGAAAUAUCAGUCAGUAGCUAUUAGGCAGAAUGUAAGACGGAACAUAUUUAUUCACCCCGAUUUAGAAAAAUGCGAUUAUGUUUUUGUAAGAAACGACGCAGUGCGUAAGCCUCUACAACCAACAUACGACGGUCCUUAUCGUGUGCUGAGUCGAGAGGAAAAGGUAUUUUACAUUCAAAUGACUGGCAGGAAAGUUAGAAUAUCUGUAGACCGUCUAAAACCUGCAUAUUAUUUGAAUGAUGAUAGUGAUACGACAUCUGGGGCAGAUACUGAGGUUCCAUUACAAAUUCCAAGUAGCGAAUUGCCUAAUACACAUACCACGCGCAGUGGAAGAGCUAUACGAUUACCGGUACGAUUUAGGUAA
Messenger RNA from Colias croceus (clouded yellow), 957 nucleotides. Its product is annotated as protein NYNRIN-like. Gene Ontology annotation, biological process: DNA integration. The transcript has a single exon. Gene Ontology annotation, molecular function: nucleic acid binding. The record is from RefSeq and is a predicted model, not a curated record. Lineage: Eukaryota; Metazoa; Arthropoda; Insecta; Lepidoptera; Pieridae. The coding region runs from base 1 to 957 and encodes 318 amino acids.